Rana temporaria (common frog) is the source of this 2231-nucleotide messenger RNA. RefSeq names its product protein inhibitor of activated STAT 2 (gene PIAS2). The record is from RefSeq and is a predicted model, not a curated record. Bases 129 to 1955 code for a protein of 608 amino acids. Gene Ontology annotation, biological process: protein sumoylation; regulation of transcription by RNA polymerase II. The transcript has 14 exons. NCBI's taxonomy places the organism in Eukaryota, Metazoa, Chordata, Amphibia, Anura, Ranidae. Gene Ontology annotation, molecular function: transcription coregulator activity; zinc ion binding; SUMO ligase activity.
GGGCGGGUCUUUGACGAGCGGGAGCGCGCAUAUGCGCGUGCCCGGCGCAACCCAUCCCCCACGCGGAGCUUUUUUAAGCCCCAAGGUCACGUGAUCCCCGCCGAGCGCAGGAAUGGUACCGGGAGAAGAUGGCGGAUCCCGAGGAGCUGAGGAAUAUGGUGUCCAGUUUCCGAGUGUCAGAACUCCAGGUGUUGUUGGGCUUUGCGGGACGCAACAAAAGCGGUCGCAAGCACGAUCUUCUCAUGAGGGCCCUUCACUUGCUGAAGAAUGGCUGCAGUCCCGCUGUUCAGAUUAAAAUCAAGGAGCUGUACCGGAGGAGGUUCCCCCGGACAUUAGACGGCGUCCCGGGCCUGAGAUCUAAUGUCUUCAACCUGGACAGUAAUUCUUCGGUGGACUCUGAUCUCACUGGUAUCCACUCGCUACCUUCAACCUCUGUAAUGCCUCACUCUCCACAAUCCCCACUAGGAAUGGUACUCCUGCAGGACACCAAACCUCAAUUUGACAUCCAGCAGCUCUCGCCUCCAAUCCCACCUGUUCACCCGGAUGUCCAUCUCAAAAGUCUUCCCUUCUAUGAUGUUCUCGAUAUCCUCAUCAAGCCCACCAGCUUGGUCCAGAACAGCCUGCAACGAUUUCAGGAGAAAUUCUUCAUCUUUGCCCUGACACCUCAGCAAGUGCGAGAGAUCUGUAUCUCCAGGGAUUACAUGCCUGGAGGUAGGAGAGACUAUUCAGUGCAGGUCCAGCUGAGGUUGUGCUUGGCAGAGACAAGCUGUCCUCAGGAGGACAACUUUCCCAGCAGUCUCUGCAUUAAGGUCAAUGGGAAACUAUUUCCUUUGCCGGGAAGUGCUCCACCACCCAAAAAUGGCGUUGAACAAAAACGACCUGGCCGCCCGCUAAACAUCACAUCUCUGGUGCGACUGUCAUCUGCUGUGCCCAACCAGGUCUCCAUCUCUUGGGCUUCUGAAAUCGGAAAGAACUACUCGAUGUCCGUGUAUUUGGUAAGACAGCUGACCUCUGCAGUGCUGUUACAGAAACUGAAGAUGAAAGGCAUCAGAAAUCCGGACCAUUCCAGAGCACUCAUAAAGGAGAAGCUGACUGCAGAUCCAGACAGUGAGAUUGCCACCACCAGCCUGCGUGUCUCAUUGAUGUGCCCUCUUGGGAAGAUGAGACUAACGCUUCCUUGCCGAGCAGUCACCUGCACACACCUGCAAUGCUUCGAUGCCGCCCUCUACCUGCAGAUGAAUGAGAAGAAGCCCACCUGGAUUUGCCCUGUGUGUGAUAAGAAAGCCAGCUAUGAAAGUCUCAUAUUAGAUGGGCUUUUCAUGGAGAUUCUAAACCAGUGCUCAGACGUGGACGAGAUUCAGUUUCAGGAGGAUGGAUCUUGGUGCCCCAUGAGACCCAAAAAAGAGCCGCUGACCUCCCCAAGCUCCCAGUAUCCACACAUUGAAGGGUCUGGUCUUCUCAGUAAGAUGUACACAAUAAUAGAGCCCACCGAGACAAAAAGUAAGAACAAGGCGGAGGUCAUAGACCUGACCAUUGAGAGCUCUUCAGAAGACGAGGAAGAACCAACAGCAAAAAAGAAAUGUCUUUACAUGUCGGAGACACCCAUGCCUCAAACAAAGGGGGUGUUAACAUAUCAUCCAUCAACUAUAAGAAUGGGCAAAGUUGGUGGCCUGGAGACAGACUCUCUGCAUUCCUCAAUGGUGGAGUAUUCAGAUCCCUUCCGUCACCCUGCCAUCGGUGGACUCCCUGCAGACCUCUCAGAUCUGGACUUUCUCCCUUUAGCUCCCGUUCCUUCUCAGCAGUACUAUCACCCUAUGUUUUUGGAUAGUCUCAAGUCGGCUCUCCAAGCCAGGUCCACUCAUGGCAAAGCCAAAACCUCGAACAGCCCCCUUGAAGAGCACAGCAGCGACGAGUCAGGUGAGAGGAACGUCAUACAGGGGCCGAAGCCGCUCUGACCAGACCCAAGCCCAUCUCCAUGCCUCCAAAAAAAACACUUAUUUAUUGAUUUUUGUGUACAGAAAAGAGACUUUGAAGAGUGAUCUAUAUAUUAUUAUUAUUAUUUGCUGUUUGGAGCCAGCGCGGUUCGGAUAGAAUUAGAUUUAGGUGGAUUCCGCCACCGUUGAUUUUGUUUUAUGAUCUGCGAGUUGCACAUUGUUAGAUUAUGUAAAUAUCUUGCACUAAAUAGAAAUUCGGUGUAAAUAAGUAUUUUUAUAAAAAUAUUCCUCCCAAAA